AUGUCCAAGGAAGAAGCUGUCGAGCACCAUGAGAGCUCCAAGGUCACGACCGCGCACAGCAAGGCCGGCAUCACACUUAUCCCAGCACCCUCCGACGACCCUCGCGAUCCACUGAACUGGUCACGGGGCCGGAAACUUCUCACGCUGUUUAUCGUGUCCUUUGCCGGGUUCACAGGAACGCUGCAGGCCGUGGGCAACGUGUCCAGUGUCUUCCAGCAAGGCGCACUGUACCACAAGACUCCAGUCGAGAUUACAUACUCUGUUGCUGACAAGCCAUUGAUCGUGAAAGGUCUCGGCCGCCACUGCUGGAUUGUGCGCCGGGCCUCUGUUUUGGUCGCCCGUCUCGAGGAGGAUCGGUCGCGGCGGCAGCAUCUUGUGGGCGACGGUCCUCACCCUCGCCUGCACCGUGUGGGCGGCGACGUGCACGGGUUCGGGCGAUUACUACAGCUUCGUGCUGUCGAGGUUGUUUGGCUGUUUGGCGGGAUCCUGCGCGACGACUGUCUACCAAUAAUAUCUAACCGGUUUAAUUUCGCAGUGGGCGCGAGCUACAUCACCGACACGUUCUUCCUGCAUCAGCGAGGGAAAUGCUUUGCUUUCUACAACGUCAUGAUCCUCCUGGGAACCCUCGCAGGCCCGACAUUCUCCGGCUUCGUGGUCGGUAACGGCGCCCCCUGGAGCAUUGAAUACUGGUACAACGUCGGGCUGGAAGGCUUCGUCACCCUGAUGAUCUUGUUCCUCCUCGAAGAAACCGGCUGGACGAGACCUGGGCGGCCAGCGUAUCCCGUUCCUGCGACGUCUUUCUUCCAGCGUUCUGUCGACGUCUAUCUCUUCCGGAACCCCAAUGUCGCUGAAGGGAUGACGAACAGGGAAGCACUCCAUCUGGCGACCAUGCCGAUCCGGAUCGGUGUCCAUCCUGUUGGCAUCCUGGGCGGGUUGUUCUUGAUGAUUGUUUUUGGCUGGAGCGUCGGUGUCAAUAACCUGCUCGCCGUCUUCUUACAGUCGCCCGUGAGCGAAAAGGGCUAUGGCUUCACGCCGAACCAGAACGCAGAAUUCACCUUUGCAGCCUGGUUCGGCUGUAUCACGGGCCAACUCUACGGGCUCGCCUUCAACGACCGACUCCCUCUCUGGAUCUGCCGCCGGACCGGGGGCGUGUGGAAGCCCGAGUUCCGACUGCACGCUUUGUGGUUCCCGACGUUCCUCUGCCUGAACGUCGGGCUGGGCCUCUUCGGCGCCGCACUGCAGUACCACCUGCACUACAUGGUCGCCGCGGUGGGGAAUUUCCUGCUGAACUUCUCCUCCAACGUCGCCGUGCCCGUCAUCGUCAACUACGAAGUCGAGUGCUUCACAAAGUACCCUGUCGAGGCCGCCACCAUCAUGAACUUCUACCGCACGAUCUUUGGGAUUGCCAUCCCCUUCUUCAUCGACGGCUGGGAGGCCCGCGUCGGCGUCGGCUGGGUCUUUGGCAUGAUGGCCUUUGUCUCCGUCGCAGCGUUUGGGCUGAUCAUCGUCCUCAUGGUAGCGGGACAUCGCGUCCGGCACUGGUUUCACACGGAUAUCCUGUCGAGUGAGGAGGGGACGAAGAUUAUUGGCGAAGAGGUCAAUCGUCUGGACGUGGAGGCUCAUUGA
Messenger RNA from Fonsecaea monophora, 1626 nucleotides. RefSeq lists its product as hypothetical. Lineage: Eukaryota; Fungi; Ascomycota; Eurotiomycetes; Chaetothyriales; Herpotrichiellaceae. Gene Ontology annotation, molecular function: transmembrane transporter activity. Gene Ontology annotation, biological process: transmembrane transport. Bases 1 to 1626 code for a protein of 541 amino acids. The record is from RefSeq and is a predicted model, not a curated record. The transcript is spliced from 8 exons.